UGUCAUUUCCUCAUAUUGUGUCAAGAUUAGAAGCUCUAUAAAUAUCCAGUGAUUCUACAGUGAAGGCAGAAGGUGCUAAGAAGACAGAUCAUUCUUCAUCAGUUUGCCUCCAGCUUGCCUCAUCACUAGAUCUCCAUCAUGAAGUUGUCGGCUGUUUUCCUUCUUGUUUUCUCCAUGAUGGCUCUGACCAGUGGUCUCAGGUACUUUCAUCACGGACGAUUUUACUGGCGGCAUUUCAGGAUCUGUCCUCAUGGCUGGACUAAAAUCAACAGUCGCUGCUUUCGCUAUGUUGCCACACCCAUGACUUGGGCGAAUGCUGAGAAAAACUGUCUGUCUAUGGGAGCAAACCUUGCAUCAGUUCACAACUUGUACGAGUACCGCCAGAUUCAGGCUAUGAUACAUAGAAGAAGUUGUAAUUCCAGAGAAGCAUGGCUUGGAGGCACUGAUGCACAGCAGGAGAGAACCUGGUUGUGGAGCGAUGGAAGUCCUAUGAGGUACACGAACUGGUGUCGAGGAGAGCCUAACAAUGCUGGAGGCAGCCAGCACUGUUUGCAGAUGAACUUUUCAGGUGCAAAGUGCUGGGAUGACUUGUGGUGUAAUCACAAUCUACCUUCUGUCUGCGUCAAGAGAUUCCGAAGACGUAUCUCCAUCAUGAAGUUGUCGGCUGUUUUCCUUCUUGUUUUCUCCAUGAUGGCUCUGACCAGUGGUCUCAGGUACUUUCAUCACGGACGAUUUUACUGGCGGCAUUUCAGGAUCUGUCCUCAUGGCUGGACUAAAAUCAACAGUCGCUGCUUUCGCUAUGUUGCCACACCCAUGACUUGGGCGAAUGCUGAGAAAAACUGUCUGUCUAUGGGAGCAAACCUUGCAUCAGUUCACAACUUGUACGAGUACCGCCGCAUUCAGGCUAUGAUACGUGCAGGAAGUUGUAGUUGCAGAGAAGCAUGGCUUGGAGGCUCUGAUGCACAGCAGGAGAGAACCUGGUUGUGGAGCGAUGGAAGUCCUAUGAGGUACACAAACUGGUGUCGAGGAGAGCCUAACAAUGCUGGAGGCAGCCAGCACUGUUUGCAGAUGAACUGGUCAGGUGCAAAGUGCUGGGAUGACUUGUGGUGUAAUCACAAUCUACCUUCUGUCUGCGUCAAGAGAUUCUGAAGACCGUGAGGUUCCCAAAGACGCCUGAUGUGUAAAACCGAACCAGUGGAGGAUCAGUGCUAGGUGUUUCUGUUUACCUGCCUUUCUGCAGCUUCAUAGAAAACCCAAAAGAUAUUUCUGCUUCUUUACUUCAUAUAAUUUCUCUCUUUACUGCAAACUAAGGAACGAAGCGAUAAGCAAACAGCAGCUGGAUUGUCUCUCUUUAAAAAGAGCAGACUGAAUGAGUUAUAAGAAAAAAUUAUCUAUGCAAAACUUUCUUCUAUUCUUUGGCCAAGCAAAAAUAAAACUUUGAGAAAUCAAAACAA
Messenger RNA from Xiphophorus couchianus (Monterrey platyfish), 1454 nucleotides. RefSeq names its product C-type mannose receptor 2-like. The transcript has 11 exons. The record is from RefSeq and is a predicted model, not a curated record. Bases 139 to 1149 code for a protein of 336 amino acids. Lineage: Eukaryota; Metazoa; Chordata; Actinopteri; Cyprinodontiformes; Poeciliidae.